UGGGCCGACCAACAGUAGUCAAGUGUGUGUUUGUGUGUGUUCGUUGGGCGAAACGUGUCUAUCAGCAAAGACACACACAUUCAUAAGCGUGAGACCUUGUAGAUAACGGGAUUCUUUUCAGGAAUUGGAAGUUUUAUAUUGGUUUCUCUGAAGUAGUUUCGAUGCUAUACUAUGUACAGCACGGAAUCUGGCCUUUGAAGCGCAGGAUUUAUCCGACUCCGUUUCCACUGAAGACUCUCCGCUCCUCCUCCCCCUCGAUGAAGCGCUGCGAUGCCCUCUGAUUUUAUAUCCCUCCUUAGCUCGGAUAUUGAUCUCAAUUCCCCUAAAUCUCUAUACUCUAAAGAGUCAGUAUAUGACCUCCUCCCCAAAGAGCUCCAGCUUCAGCCGUCGUCCACCCAGACAGACAUACCCACCAUGAGCCAGAAGAGCGGGGGAGAGGCGGGACCUCCUCCCUCUGCAACGUUGGCCUCAGAUGCCACCUCUUGCACCUCCAGCCCCUCUGCCUCUUCCUCCCUGGCCAUGGGCCUGUCUACCUCUUCCUCAGACCACCUCACGGUCUCUCAGCACCUCCACUCCACCGGAGCGGACGGGCCCGGAGCGUCAGAGAUGCAAGGCAUGGAGGCGGCCGGAUCGGCGCCCAGCAGAGGCGGCGGCGGAGCGAACCCCACAGGCGGAGACGGAGGGACUGGCGUGCUGUCGGGGAUGGGUGUGCAGCAGCUUCAGAACACGCCGUCAAAGCGGAGGCCCGUGUUGAACAUAUCGCCGCCACCCGAAGAUCUGUUCGACGACAGCCAAAUGUCGUGCCAAGAGGAGCCCGCCGUCGCCGCGGCGGCGUGUCCGGACUCAGAGCACAGCAGCAGCAUGUGGGCCGACGACUCCGUGUCCAACUUCAGCAUUAUCAGCUCCGUCUCGUACAACGACAACACGGAAGUGCCACGCAAAUCCAGGAAACGGACCCCUCGCCAGCGACCGGGCCCCAAGCCGACCCCUCCGGAGGACAGCAUGGACGUGUUUGAUGCAGAUAGCGCCAAGGGUCCUCACUUUGUCCUCUCCCAGCUGAGCACAGACAAGACCAGCUCAAUUGCAAGCUCUCUCGAUUCAGCAACUGCGGUGAAAGGUGGCUCACUGUCUGCCCAGUUUCCUCAGAGGAGUGACGGGAAGGAGCUGAAGAUCCUGGUGCAGCCAGAGACCCAGCACCGAGCCCGGUACCUGACGGAGGGCAGCAGAGGUUCAGUUAAAGAUCGCACACAGCAAGGAUUCCCCACUGUCAAGUUGGAAGGCAUUAGCGAACCAGUGGUUCUUCAGGUGUUUGUUGCCAACGAUGCGGGCAGAGUGAAGCCUCACGGUUUUUAUCAGGCGUGUCGGGUAACGGGACGCAACACCACUGCCUGUAAGGAGGUGGACAUAGACGGCACAACGGUUAUAGAGAUCCCUCUGGAACCCAGCAAUGACAUGACGCUAGCUGUGGACUGUGUGGGGAUUUUGAAGCUGCGUAACGCAGACGUGGAGGCACGAAUCGGUGUGGCGGGAUCCAAGAAGAAAAGUACACGAGCCAGGCUGGCCUUCAGGGUCAACAUCCCCCAACCCGAUGGCUCAGUGCUGACCUUGCAGGUCCCCUCAUCACCCAUCCUCUGCACCCAGCCAGCUGGACUCCCAGAGAUCCUGAAGAAGAGUCUCCACAGCGGCUCGGUGAAAGGAGGCGAAGAGGUUUUUAUAAUUGGAAAGAACUUCCUCAAAGGAACUAAAGUCAUAUUUCAGGAGAACAUUGCAGACGAUAAUUCCUGGCAAGCUGAGGCGAAGAUUGAUACGGACCUUUUUCAUCAGAACCAUUUGGUGGUGACCGUUCCUCCGUUCCACAGCCAGUCCAUCACCUCUCCUGUGUCUGUAGGGAUUUUUGUGAUGACCAAUGCUGGUCGAUCACAUGAGGCCCAGGCUUUCACCUACACUCCAGAAUCAGAUAAUUCAAGCGGCCAGACGGUCAAAACAGAAGGAACAUCGCUGGUCAACACCUGCAUCUUUGACGGUGAGAUCAAAUCCGUGUCCUCGGAGCAGAGCGACUGCUCUGGUCAGCCUUCCAAGCGGCAGGAAGACACACCCAUGGAGGUCUCCAGCAACCCUCAACCCACAGAUGUUUUCAAACCGUCCCCAGACCCUCUGAUCUCAGUGCAGCAGACCCUGGAGCUCAACUCAAGCCCGCAUCCAGGAGGGGAGGCUUUCGAGAGCCCGAUGCCCCUGCAGCCUGAAGACGUUGAGCUCCCCCAGGCGCCCCCCGUCUUUCCCAGCCUGGAGUCUCUCAGCACCAUCCAAAAGCAAGAGAUCUCUUCCACCACAUCCUUUCCCGUGUCGGGAGACACCACCAUCCCCCCGGUGACGCCAGAAGUCCCCCAGCAGUUCCUCAGAGACCCUCAAGAAAGCCUUUCUCCGGAGAGCUCCGAUAACGGCGGGACCAUCGUGGUCGUAGCCAUGCCUCAGAUGGCGGCUCCUACUCAGCCGCCGCCGCAGCAGACGCAGGUCGCCCUGUUUCCCCAGGAAGGCGUGGCCCAGUUGGAGCGGGCGGUGAGGGAGCUGCAGGCUGGAGGCACCACCACCCUGGAGCAGGUGCUGGAGGUGGCGGUGGCGCAGCAGCAGCUCAACUCUGUGCUCUACAACCCGACGGCGUCGGCAGAGUCCUUACAGCAGCACGUCCAGGAGAACAUGAACAGCCUGCGGUUGGGCAACUCUGAUAGCUCCCUGUCGGCACGGCAACAGAUACAAAUGCAGCAACAGCAGCAGCAGCAACAGAUACAAAUGCAGCAGCAGCAACAGAUACAAAUGCAGCAGCAGCAGCAACAGAUACAAAUGCAGCAGCAGCAGCAGCAACAGAUACAAAUGCAGCAGCAUCAGCAACAAAUACAGCAGCAGUUCCAGCAACAGCAACAAAUCCUUGAAAACCUGCAGCAACAGCAGCAGCAACAACAGCAGCAGCUGCAGCAGCAGGUCCUCAGCAACAUGCAGAUCCAGCAGCAGCUCAUGCUGCAGCCUCAAGACCAACAGCAGCUGCAGCAGCAGCAGAUGAUGGAGAAUAUCCAGCAGCAGCAGCUGCAGCAGAAUCAGCAACAGCAGGUCCUGAACAACAUCCAGCUCCAGGAUCAGCAGCAGCAAAACCAGAUUCUGAGCAAUCUGCAGCAGCAGCAGGAGCAGCAGGUCCUGGAAAAGCUGCAGCAGCAGCUGCAAGCCGAGCUGCUGCAGCCCCAGAUUCACUCCUCCCCCCAGGCGCAGCAGCCCGUCUCCCUGCUGCAGCAGGCGGGAGAGCUGCUCACCAUCCAGACCAGCUUCCCGACGCCACCGCCAUCCCACACGUCUCCGCCACAGCAACUCUUCCAGUCGCCGCAGCCGCUGGCCGAGACCCAGAGCUCCCAGCAGCAGGUGCAGGCCGCCCUGCUCCAGAACACGCUGACCGUUCUCUCCGGCGGCGGCCUCGGGUCUGAGCAGCAGCCCACGGGGUCGACCAUAUUCCUGUCCACCAACCCUCAGCCGCAGCAGCCCCAGCAGCAGCCCCAGCUGGCCUUCAUCUCUUCCAUGGAGACGUCAUCCAGCCAGCCCCAGCCCGUUUCCAUGUUCCAGAACCAGCCUCCGACCCAGCUGUCCCAGCCAAUGGAGCAGCAGCAAUCCCCGCAGCAGAACCAGCAGCCGCCGCAGCAGCUCCCGCUGGGCCAGCAGGGCACCUUGUUCCAGAGCAUCCCAAACCACUCGCAGGCCAACGCCGUCUCCCAGAACCAGAUCUCUCAGCCCCAGCAGACUGGCCUGCUCCUCUGCACCUCGGAUCUACUGUUCACCACCCCGGCUCAAGCCGCGCCCCCCAUCCCAGGCAUUAGCGUUGGAAUUCCCCAACCGGACGCAGCCGAGCCCAUGUCGUUCCAAGUUCAGAGCUCCUCUGGCAGCAACGCCGCACCUGCCGCAAACCAACAGCAGAGCCUGUUCCAGGAGCAGCAGCCCAUGCAGGUGACCCCGAGCCCCAGCCAGGUUCCCAACAGUCAGCCGGUGAAGUUGUUCAUCCCGCAGACGUCCCUGUCAGGGCUGCAGGGGACCAUUGGUUCCCAGGACCUCAACACCGAGGCGGCAGCUCCGACUGCAACCAUCUUUGUGGUGCAGGGUGGCGUUGGCGUGGUCGCCAGUCCGGGCCAGCAGCCGCCAGAGCAGCUGUUCCAGACCGCAGUGGGCGGCACCGUAGCACCACAGGGGCAGCCCAACCUAUUUGUGUUUGGCAUCCAGAAUGACUCAUCCCAGCUGCUCAGUUCUUCUGGACCGAACCUGCCUGCUCAGACCCAAGCCCAGAACUCCAGUCACAUGCAGCCUCUGCUGGAUCAGCCCAUGCCCCAGGCCGCGCCCGGCAUGCACAGCAAUCUGCAAAACACUCUUCAGGCACAAAUGCAGACCAGCCUAGAAAAUGCACUGCAGUCAAACACCCAAACUCCAAUGCAGACCAGCCUGCAGACACAGAUACAGAGCAGCUUACAGAAUCAGAUGCAGGCGACCAUUUCUGCAACGUCUGGCAUGGAUAAAAUCGAGGACAUCUUGGAAAGUCUGCAGAAGCAAUGAGACGGGUCGGGACACGUGUGGCUUAAAGUUACAUUUCAUCAAAUUGGCAAGGUGGUGUGUUGGUUUUUGUGCCAAUGCCAUAAAACAAAACAAAAAAAUAUUAAUGCUUAAUAACAAUAUGCCCUUUUACUAAAAACCCAAAUUAUGAGGUUUGACAGGAUUUUUAAAAGGUCAUUAUUAAUUCAUUAUUCAUUUUAGCUAUUUUUCAUUACUCUUGAAUUGUUGAAUCCUCCUUUGUAAUUACCCAUCCUGCAAGUUAAUGAGGCCCAGAGUAACUGCUUGAUUCAUUAAUGUUUAAAAAAACUGCAGUGUUUUUGUUCUGUGUUUAGAUGAUGUGAGCCUCAGAAAUGAUGCAACAAACCCGCCAGGUGUGGGAGGAGAAAAAACUGGGAUGGGAUAAAGAAUGUCGGCCAUUUGGAAACAUCUUGUGGAAUAGGGAUGGAAUGUCAGAUAAAGGCUGAAUCUCAUUUUGUGAAUGUGUGAACUCUGAGGUUUCAUUUCACUUCAGGGUUUCAGACUAUUAAUCGGGAAACUUUAGGAUUAAAUGUAAUGUUGCUAAAAUGGCUCAUGAUUGAAGACAUUUUUGGUUUUAGCUUUUUGGCUUUGAAGAAUUCUCACAAUUUUCCUCAAACCUUGGAUUUGCACGUCUACAAAUCCAUGUAAGUUGAAAUGCUCAUCUCUUUGAGAAUAAGGAUGUGUUUUUUUUUUAAUAUUUGCUGGUAUGCAUUUGUUUUGCAUUUGAAGUGUCUCUGAUGAAGAGGACAGAAGCACAAAGCUAUCGGUUGUUUUACUUGAACUCGGCAUGGGAAGGGACGAGAUUCUCACGGUACAACCUUGAAUAUCACAUUUUUACAAUAUUUUUACAAAAAUGAAUCUUUAAAAAAAUAUUCAGACUGCUUCUAAAUUAAUACAUCUUUUUACUAUUAAUUUAUCUAGUAUUAAGCAACAACAUAGACUAGCCAUCUUCUAAAUUUUAGUAGCAGCAGAAUAUUAUACGUACGUCGUCAUUCUGAGCGCCGACAGUAUAACGAGUUGAUAUUAGUUACUCGGACCAUUCAGGCUCCAAUUUAAAAAGAGCCUUAGCUUAAUGACAGAGACGGGUGGUGCUUCUCUAGUUUCUACACUAUGACUGGAAAUCUCUCCAAGGAGCCUGAAAUAGUUUAUUUGUAAGAGAGAGGAAUGAAAUAUUGGGGGCUUCUCUCAGUCAGUCCAGCUACUUAAAGCUCAAUUAGCUAACCUGCUGCUAGCUGCUUACCAGACAUGCUAGUCAUACUUUGUCAACUGAAGUUUUAAAACAGAAUUGCCAUAAUAAAGGUGAUGGGUGGCUGAAAAUAUUUUUUUUUGUUAGUUUUUUUCCUUUUUGAAUUUGUAGUUUUUAAAAAUUUCGGUUUACCCUGAUGCCUCUAACUGACCCAUGCUUAUGAAAAAAAAAAAGAAAUAAAACUUCUCAUUAAAAUGUAGUGUGAAAUUAAUCGGGUGAGAGGGGAACAUUACACAAUCACAAAUCAGGUUCAGCCUGUUGAAUAAUGUGAUUUUUUGUGGGCGCCAUGCAGUGUUUUCAUGUUUCGGCCUCAUCAGUAGGUUUGUGAAAGCUUUCUGGAUGAAUUUUUAAACAUCAUUCAUGUAUGUGUUGUGUUCAGUUUUUUGGUUUUUUUUUUUCCAUUUCAAUGUGUUGGUAGUUCUUACCAAUUAAUCAUGGACAGAAAGCAGCUUUCCACUAGUGAAAACAAGAGUGUUGUGUGGUUUUAUAAACAUUUUAUCUCAAGCACUUUAUAACCUUUUUGUGUAACCCGCUCCUCCUGAUUAUCCGUCCGUCCACAGCUCUGUAAGGAACAAGCUGAAUUUGUACACGAGAAAAAAUAGAAAGCAGUUGUCUUUGUAACAAUGAAUAAGUUUUAAUCAAAUAUUUUCACAUUUUAUCUUCUUUUUUUUUUCUUUUUUUUUUUAGCUAUAGCAUUUAUAAAGAAUGUCAACUUACUGUUCAAGUCUCGGUGGUCCAGUCAAAGCCUGUCCAGAAGCAGCCAUUCCCACUAGAACGUUGUGAUUUUUCACUGUUUGAGUGGUUCAGUGGGCCUUUUGUGUUUUACACACCGACUAGCCAUCUAAGAUAUUCUUUCAUCUUUUACUCUCAAAUGAAGGAUUUGCGUUCAGUUCUCCUUUUUGUACAGAUUCACUGCAGAUUGUUUUGCCGUUUGUCUUGUUUGCGUUGUGUUUUGUUUUGUUUUUUUGUCAGUGUUUGUAGAGCGUACAGAGUGGCACCGGAUGAAGUUUUACGGCUCGUCUCUUUCAUAUUGAGCGAGGGCUCGCUGUUACUUAGAGGCCGAAGUUUCUGACGUUAUCUAUGGUGCUAUGUACAGGAGCACCUCUGCUGUGAUGUUAACUAUUUCUAAUAGCACUGGCUUUGUUUUUAACUGUGUCUGCAAAGUUGAGUCCACAGCGCUGGCUGUUUGUUGUGGGUUCGGACUGGAGCGCAGCCAGGCGUACCAAAGCUCCCGUUGUGAUUCGUCGCCAUCCCAUCUCCGGCUUGUCCUCGCGGACGCCCUCAUGAUGUUUACUCAUUUCUACAGAUGAAUGCAGCUCUCCCGUGGAAAGCAAUUCAGCAGAUUUACAAAACACAAAAAAAAAGGUACUUUCCACCUAUCUGAUACAGUACAUGACUCGGGGUUCCUACGCAGUCUGGAAAAGAUUUAAAUCUGAUUUCUGUAUUUUCCAGAUCUGCAUGAAAAAUUUUGAUAUUUUUGGACUUCAUUCCUUGUCCCAUUGCACAUGUGUUCUGAUUCCUUGUGUCCUUCUUUCAUGUUUUUUAUCUGGCAUUCUUCCCGUCUCAAAUCCUUGCUUCUUAGUUAAAAUUCUUCCUUCCUUCUCUCCUUGCUCUUCUUUCACCUUCCUUCUUUUUCUUUAAUUCUGUCUUUCUAGCUAGAAUCCUUGGUGGCUUCCUUCCUUAUGUCCUCUGCCACCUUGUUCCUCUGCCCUUCCUUCAUUACUUACUUCCUUGCUCAAAACGUUCCUUCUGUUCUUCCUCCAUCGUUCCACCGUUUUUUGUUUUAUUUACCGGUUUUAAAUCCAAACGCAUAGCAAACAUUUGUGUUUAAAAAUGAGCCUGGAAAAGUCUGACAUUUUUUUACACAAACAUUUUGUGGGAACCCUGAUAAUUCAUUUUUUUCCAUGCAGAUGACACUGCUUUGCUUUCCAUCUUCAAAAGUAGCCAAUUUGGCAUCAUCAAAAAGCCAAUUUUUGAUAAAUAUUCAGAUGUUCUUAUAGCAUUGGUCAUAAAUGCAUUUUGUUUACAUUGUCAUAGUCAUAUUCUUGUCCUGCAGCUGUUAGUGAUCCAUUUUAAAGUAACUUAUCUUUUUUAAAAUUUUGUAUCCAUGUAUCAGAGUGUAGAGUAUUUUUGUAAAAACAAAGCUUUUUUGGUUUAUGCUCAUGGCACAGGAGAUAUCAUUGAGAUUGUGCUUUUGUUGAGAUGAAGCGCAGGUUUACUGUGAACUGUUUGAAGUUAAGAAAUAUAAUCAAGUGGACGUCGUUGUUGAUUUUACCCGAACUGUGCAAACCUAAUGACGUGUGGGCAAGUUGUCCUUUUCAUUUCUUUUCUUUCUUUUUUUUUUCCCCCCCCUUUUUUUUUAACUUAGUUUUCACGUCAUGCAUCUCAAAUGGCACUUUGACUCAUCCAUUUUACUGUAGAUCAGGUUAGAGCGCAGCCACGUCGUCUCCAAGCAUUCCGCUCCUCUCGGUUAGGGGAGAUUUUAAAAAGAGCACACGAUGUUGUGGAAGAACCGUGGAAAGGUUAAUGCCUCUUAAAGCCAUACCAACACAGAAAGCCAACCUGUGACUUCGCUUUCAUGAAUGUAAAUUUUACCUCAUGGUGUGGACACCUGGCUUGGUCUACAUCUGACAUCGGACCAAUUACCAUUUUAGAGAUUUUUUUUUUUUUUGCUUUGUUUUGUUUUCUUCCGAGGCAAAGGGAAUAUAAGUGGGUGUGGCACCAGCUGUCAUUCAUGUUUCCAUUCAUUUGUUUUCUGUCUGAUGGUGAUUUGGUUUCAUGUCCAGCCCUUCACAUUGUCUAGUGAGCCGGUAUAUUUAGGCCUGAAAAAAAAAAGAGAGAGAACCUUGUUAAAUAUUGAUUCAACUGUGGCGAAGAGAGCACACACACAUCUUUGCGUUAUGUCAGGGGGCGGAGGGAGGUUCGUCCCUUCAGUCAUGUCGGUGAAUAUCCAUGUAUAUUUAAAUGUGAAAUAUACUGCAGGGGUAUCUUGAAUUUCAAUUGUGAUGCUUUCAACAGAACUUUGUGUGCCUUGACAACUUAACCCUUGCUCUGCUGUGUUUACUGGCGUCCCUUUUGUGUCCCUGCUCCUUGUCCUUUUUAUCCUCUCUGACCCGUAAUCAUUUCAGCAGUCAUAAACAUAGUUCAAACUGAUAUAUUUUCUUGUAAUUUAGUCGAGAUGUGUGAUUUUUAUCAAAAUAUUGCGCAGUUUCAUAUUUCUGUAGUUUUCUGUUAGUUUUUUUUUUUUUUUUUUCCACGCCUCAUGAGAUUUGUAAGUGUGAGGUAAAAGGGACAAGACGGUGGCGAUUGUUUUUGUAGAAAACUUCCUGGUGUUGGUGUACUUGUCAACAUUUGUUGAUGUGAAACGCUCGAUCAAAAGGGGCAGCCAUGAUAAGUUAACUGUUUGCCAAUAGUGUGAGCUGUACCUUGUGCAUAAUCAGUUUGCUCACUUUUCCUAGUUUGCUUUCGACUUCACAUCCUUCGACGGUUCUGUUGUAUCGGUUUUGUGUAGCUUGAGCUUUAGUAUCUUAGCCUUAAGACCCUGCAGUAAGGAUAAAGGUCAACCCCAGCGUGUUAUACAUUUGAACUAUUAUUAACAUGUACUUUGCCUUUGUCUGGACAUUUGUAUACUCUUCUGUUUAUAUCUGUAAUCCUGCUGCUACAUUAAAUGAAUUAAUAAAAAUUUAAACAUC
Messenger RNA from Xiphophorus maculatus (southern platyfish), 9531 nucleotides. RefSeq names its product nuclear factor of activated T-cells 5-like (gene nfat5a). Gene Ontology annotation, cellular component: transcription regulator complex. Gene Ontology annotation, biological process: regulation of transcription by RNA polymerase II; cytokine production; calcineurin-NFAT signaling cascade. The transcript has 12 exons. The coding region runs from base 271 to 4578 and encodes 1435 amino acids. NCBI's taxonomy places the organism in Eukaryota, Metazoa, Chordata, Actinopteri, Cyprinodontiformes, Poeciliidae. The record is from RefSeq and is a predicted model, not a curated record. Gene Ontology annotation, molecular function: transcription factor binding; DNA-binding transcription factor activity, RNA polymerase II-specific; RNA polymerase II cis-regulatory region sequence-specific DNA binding.